UUGGCUGAAUACUCGACUUUUGUCAUGUGAUCGUUCCCUAUUUAUGUUAAUAUCAGUGAUACUGACUCGAAAUCUUGUGGCAAAACAAUAACAAACUGUAUUUUACGAUUGGAUUGUAUGAAUUUUCGGUGCGUAACUGAAGAGAGUAGUGCAAGAGUAAACAGCAAUAUAUAUCUUUGUUUGUAAUAUUUUUUGCUAAACCUGGAAGAAGGUUGAAUUUACUACAGACACCAAGAUCAGAAAACUUUUUGAGUCAAUGUUGUUGGCUAGGAAAAAUAUUUGCUGACGAAAGUCAUGGUCGUUCCAUUUGAGGGUGGUGAAUAUGUAUACUAUGUAAUUGUGCAGAUUGAGAAUUGUUACUAAUUAACAAUAUUACGGAAUAUGCAAACCAAUUGAAUCCUCGUAUUAGACAGCAAUAUUUAUGUAAACUAUAAAGGGAAUCUGUAAACAUAUACGGAUACCUAAUUUAUUUUUGUCUUUAGAUUUGAACUUAACCAUCGGAUAUAUUUUAUUUUCGUUUGAAAAUUUAAAAUUAAGAAUUUAUAUUGUAAAAUAUAUAGAGUUCAAUAUUUAGAAAAAAAACAAACUGAUUUAUGUAUUGAUGGGAGAAUCUGGAUAUAUUGAACUAUUUUCGGAGAUUAAAACUAGCUCAAUGGAUGGAAUAAUAAAACAAGAACCAAAUCAAGAAAUGGGUCCUUCCUCAGCAUCAGUACCUAUACCAGGAGGACACAGAAGUGCUCGGGGUGUAUAUGAACAAUUUUCACCAUCUCCAUUGACAUCAAUAUGGCCCAAUAGAUCUGAUCACAUAGAAUCACCAUUUAAAGUAGAUUCCGAACAGUUAGAUGAUUUUUUUAAAACGGAGAAAUGGGAAGAUGAUGACAUAUUACAAGUAGAUAAAGCAGAUCUUAUACAAGGACCUACGCUUGCUGAAUUAAAUGCAAAUGACGAUACUCUCCUUGGUGAUUUAAAUUUUGAUGAUUUACUUUUACCAGAAGAAAGAGUUCAACCAUUUAAAAUGGAUGUUAAUGUAGCUCAAUCAGUUGGUCCAUUGUUUAAUGAUAACAAUGUUGUAUUUGCUCCAAGUAGUUUCCCGCAAUCUGGAUCAACAUACCGUAAUAUUUGCCCUACAUAUUUAAAUACACAUGGACUCAAUUUGAACAUAAAUAUCAAUGUUGCUGACAAUUUGGAAACAAUUAGCCCCAAUGCUUUUCCAAGUCCAGGAACUAGUAAUAUUGCAGGUAGUUCAACUGCAAGUUCCUCAACAUCUCUACAUCCUACAAACAAACCUAAUGGGCAGUCUGCUCUUCAUGAAUUGUUAAUGAGACGUUGUGAUAAUUCUUUUGAUAAUUCCACUCAUGGUCAGAUGGAUGUUGAGUGUACGAGUAAUAAGUCUAAAGUUUCUAGACUAUCCAUGUCUGCACCAACCCGGACAAUGGCGUUAGACCAAAUUUGGGCUCGUAGAGAACCACGUCCACAUUUAUUAAGUACUGGUAGCCUUGGUGUUGUUGAAGCUGGCUCAACAAGUAGUUUAAGUACUGGAGGUGCACUUAGUCCAGAUCCACUCUAUCAUAUUGAUCCUCUUAGCCAUGAUGAAGGUUAUGAAGAUAGUGAUGAUGACAGUGAUCACUAUGAUGAUUACAGUAGUGAUAAUGAUACCGGUGGUAGCGAUGGUGAAGAUCAAAACACUGGAAGUAGAGUAGGAGGUGGUAGUAUAGAUUCAAAUCGAGAUAGUAAACAUAGUAAGAAAGAACGAUAUUUUUGGCAAUAUAAUGUUCAAGCAAAAGGGCCAAAAGGACAAAGGCUUGUGGCAAGAGCACGUCUUGAAGAUCCACAUAUUUUAAAUGAAGCCACAGAUCCUGUUUUUAGUCCUCAUUGUGCGCUUCGUGGAAUUAAACACAGUGGAAAAGCUCGAAAAGGUGAUGGAAAUGAUCUUACUCCAAAUCCACGAAAAUUAUAUAGUAUUGGUCGUGAAUUGGAUAAAUUAUCUCGUAUUAUUAAUGAUAUGACACCAGUUUCUGAGUUACCAUUUACAGCAAGACCCAAAACGCGCAAGGAAAAAAAUAAACUUGCUUCAAGAGCAUGCCGUUUAAAGAAGAAAGCUCAACAUGAAGCAAAUAAAAUAAAAUUACAUGGAUUAGAACAGGAACACAAACGUUUAAUUCAAGGUAUAUGCCAGGCUAAGCAAACGCUCGCUGCAAAAUUAACAGAACCUAAUCCUGAAAAUCAAGAAGAGUUGACACGUCAAAUGGAAAAAUACUGUAAAUUAGCUACCAAAAUACGAAUAGCAAAUCAUUCAACCGAAUUUGUUAAUAAAGUAUUGGAUAAAGUACGUUCUGGUGUCCCUGAUGGUGGUAUCGAUGACUUCUAAUACACGACAGUUAUUUGCUAAAAAUGUUCAUACGUGCGCAUAAAAUAUGCGAGAAGGAAACGAUGUGUAUAAAACAUAAAUUCAUCGUAAAUCAUGAAUUGAAUGCUUCUCAUGGAAAUUGAAAACCAAAAAUGGAAAGUAAGAAUAUUGAUAAUUUGAUUUUAAAUAUAGUUUUAUUAUUUACAAUCAGUUAACAAACAAUAGAUGAUUAUUGUCAGUGUUUUAUAGCAUUGGUUGCGAAUAAUUUUAACAUAGGAUACAUUUGUAUUUUGUGUAAUAGAGUAUUAUUUUGUGACACUAUUUACCAAGAGUACAGAUUUUGGUUACACAUUUCUUUUAUAUGAAGUUGUAUACGUUGCACACGCUAUUAGUUUUUGAUUAAAUCUGUGAUAAUUUUGUUAAAUAAUUAUCAAUGAGUUUUUAGUGGAAUAUAUAUAGUCCAUAUCAAAGCAGUACAAAAGCUUUUAACUUUCUAGAAUGUUGGUUCAAAUUGAACAAUUUGAAAUGUACCAUCGAUUCUCUCUCGCUAAACACUGCAUUCCUAUUUCCUAUCUCUGCUUUUUCCUCUUUUAUUAUGUGUAUAUAUCUUUAUAUAUGUUUUGUAUGUGUGCGUGUGUAUACGCGUAUGUGCAUAUGAAGUAAAAACAAAGUGCUGAAUAUCGCAGUAUUAUUCCAUAUAGUCAUUGUAAAAUAAUAAUCGUAAAUCAUUGUAAAUUUGAGAAGGAACUUGGAUUUUUUUCUGUUUUUCUUUACAUGAUGGAAAGAAAGUAUUCACUAAUAAAUUAGCAAUUAAAUUGUAUAUUACAUAUUCCCUAAUUUCUAUUUUGUGAUGUAAAUCUUUCUUAUGUUUUAAUCUGGAAUAAUAUUGCGAAUUUGAGUCAAUUUUUUUUAGUACAUGUAUAUAUACAUACUUGUUAUCUUGUACAUAGAACUUUUUUAUGAUACAUGAAACAUUUGUUAAGAUCACAAGGAAAAUGAUGAUACUAUUACUUCCCAAACAAAUGAAAAAAUAUAUUAAUUUUAUCAAGAAAUGAAGCAUCAUUUAGGAUUUAUGAUGAAAUAUUAUAUAACAAGUAAAGUUUUGUCUUUUUUGGUUUUAAAUAAUAAACAAAACGAAAUUUUUAACUAUACUAGAAGUCAAAUUUACUGAUAAAUCGUGAAAAAUCAUGAGUUGUAGGUAAUUGUCACAAUGAAUUUAUAAACAAAAUUUCGCUUUCAUCUUUAUGUAACAAUAUGCUUCUUUCGCGUUUUGGUUUUGCAAUGAAAUUACCUCUUUGAUCAAUAUAUUUAGCCUCUGGUAUAAUAAUGAACAAGAUAUAAUAUUGAUAUGACAAGAAAUCAAGGCAAUGUUAAUUUUUAAAUAGUUAUAUAGAUUGUUAUUUGUAAAUAUUUUUUAAAUUUUCACUAACAGAUUUAUAUCUUUUCUUCUGGAUGUUAUUUUGCACUUACAAUUAAAUACUUUAUUUUCAUAACAUGUAAAACAUAAAAAAUAGUCUAUUAUAUCUAACAAGCUUCCACAACAUGAUAUAUAUACAUAGUAUAUUUAUAACUGUAUUUAUAAUAUAUUACUUAACAUAAUUUUGUUUCAUAGUUUUUUCAUAGUUUCUAAAUACGUGUGAAUAUUAUACAUAGUACAAUAUGUAUAAAGAAAUAUUGUUAUACCUUUAAAAUACUGUUUUAAUGUUUUUAUAUAUUUUUAAAUAUAUACACCACGAAAUCGUUUCAGAAUUAAUUCGGUACAUUACAAUAAUAAAACAAAUUUACACAGACUUAUUUGAUUUGAUACUGUUUUUAAGUUACAAAUAGUACUGCGCUAAAACAUAUGAAGUGAAAAUUUACAAAUAAUGUUCAAUUUCAAUAUGUGUAAUCUCCAUAACUGUUCUAAAAAUACUUCCAAAUUUAAUAAGCUAAUUGAAUAUAGCAUGACAAGAAAAGUUGACAGAAUAUGAAAACCUACAAUUAGCAUCUAUAAGGUGGAUACUACAUCGAGGUGCAACAUAUUUAUUUUAAAUUUGAUGUGAAAACAAUAGAUAGAUAUUAUUUUUUUAAGGAUAAAGCAAUUUGUAAUUUGAAAAGCUUAAAUGUUACGUGCGUUUAUUUGAACUAAUUUCAUUAUUUUGAAGAGCAGGAUCUAUAUCUGAACUGUCUUUUAUGUUUUAACUUAUAUCCUGUAUAUAUCAUAUCUCCAUAUGCGCACGCGCUCACACCACAAAGAUAUGCGUGAUUUAUUUGGGAACAUUGGAAUGUUUUGUGAGUAAUAUAAAUGUACAUUUAUCAUCUUAAAAUAAUAUAACAUAAAAAAAGCAUA
Messenger RNA from Bombus impatiens (common eastern bumble bee), 4676 nucleotides. RefSeq lists its product as uncharacterized. Lineage: Eukaryota; Metazoa; Arthropoda; Insecta; Hymenoptera; Apidae. The transcript is spliced from 6 exons. Gene Ontology annotation, cellular component: nucleus. Gene Ontology annotation, molecular function: RNA polymerase II transcription regulatory region sequence-specific DNA binding; DNA-binding transcription factor activity, RNA polymerase II-specific. The record is from RefSeq and is a predicted model, not a curated record. The coding region runs from base 602 to 2368 and encodes 588 amino acids. Gene Ontology annotation, biological process: response to unfolded protein; regulation of transcription by RNA polymerase II.